AUGAGCGAGUCAUUAGUAGAUUUAUCAUCACCUAUUCCUGCAACUAUAUCGAAUGAUGGUACUUCAACAACAACAACAACUACUACAACAACAGCAACAAAGGAUGAGAAAGAAAAUACAAAGCCACAAUCAGAGACCUUUAGUGUAAAGUCAAUCACGUUUCAGGAUAAGAAGAGAAACAUUGUUACACAGAAGGAGAAUGGUCCUUGUCCAUUGAUUGCCCUUGCAAACGUACUCUCAUUGAGGGGACGUAUCGAACUGCCCGAGAGACCAAUCACCUACGACGACCUGGUGAUGACAAUUGGUUCCUAUCUACUUGAGGAUGCUCCAAAUCAAUUCCAGAAUGGACAAUCACAGUUUGAGCAUGAGAUAAAGAUGAACCAAUCAAUGAAUAUACUGCCAUCAUUGGUCAAUGGACUGAUAUUGGAUAUCAGGUUCACUGGCAUUAGGGACUUUGAUACAAGAUCAUGCGACAUCAAUAUCUUUGACUUGUUGAAUAUUGAGUUGGUACACGGAUGGUUGGUCGAUCCUCAGGAUGUUGAGCUCACCUCCUUGGUCGGUGAAAUGACUUACAAUCAGAUCGUGGAGAAGCUAUACAUGACGCAGCAUCAGAACAAUAAGAAGAAGGAAGGAAGCUCAUCAACAGCGACUUCCCCAUCUAUGCCCACAGCUGCACCAGCUGUAUCAUCAUCAUCAUCAACAUCAACAAGCAAUGGUAAAGAUAAGGAUAAGUCAUUCUUUGAUGAGUUUGAUCCAAUACCAUCAGUUCACUAUCCAUCACUGUCAAGUGAGCCUGCUCCAUCAUCGUCAUCAUCGAGCAGCACGACAACAACUACCACGUCCACGACAUCAACCACAUCGACAUCCACAACGACAACCAGUCCACAAUUAACAAUGAGCGACAAGGCAAAGGCCAAACAACCAAUGGACAAGUUUGGCUUCCCAAGCGAUAUACUCACACCAGAGGAGGAUGCCAUAUACUCUAGUGGAGUGGCCAAGGAUGAUCUGUCUGGCGACAUGCGCAUUGCCCAGUUCCUCAAGGACACAUCCUCUCAGCUGUCCUACCACGGUCUAUGCGAGCUCCACACGCAUCUUGCCGAGGGCCAGUUAUCCAUCCUCUUCCGUAACAAUCACUUCUGCACACUGUACAAAUUCAAUAACGAGCUCUAUCAACUCAUCACUGAUGAGGGCUACAUCAACGAGCCCGUAGUAUGGGAGAGACUGUCCCAGAUCAAUGGAGACACCGACUACCUCCAACAUGACUUUACUCCAUUCUCCAAGAUGGACCCAUUCUCAACAUUCCAUCAAGGCAAGGGCAGUCCUCCACCUGCCAACCCAACAGAGUUCAUGACGGACGAGGAAUAUGCCAAGUACUUGAGCGAGCAACCAACUAAUGCUCAUGACACAGACCGAGACUUUGCAUUGGCACUCCAGUUACAGAAUCAAGAGAACCAGAAGAAGGCCCCAAAGAAGUCGUCAAAGCCAGAUAAGGAUAAAGAGAAGGAGAAGGACAAGGAUGGCAAAGAGAAGAAGUGUAAGCUUCAAUAA
Messenger RNA from Acytostelium subglobosum LB1, 1548 nucleotides. RefSeq lists its product as hypothetical. Gene Ontology annotation, molecular function: cysteine-type carboxypeptidase activity; cysteine-type deubiquitinase activity; K48-linked deubiquitinase activity. Bases 1 to 1548 code for a protein of 515 amino acids. The transcript has 5 exons. NCBI's taxonomy places the organism in Eukaryota, Evosea, Eumycetozoa, Acytosteliales, Acytosteliaceae. Gene Ontology annotation, biological process: protein K48-linked deubiquitination. Gene Ontology annotation, cellular component: cell periphery; cytosol. The record is from RefSeq and is a predicted model, not a curated record.